Messenger RNA from Equus quagga, 4899 nucleotides. RefSeq names its product minichromosome maintenance 10 replication initiation factor (gene MCM10). The record is from RefSeq and is a predicted model, not a curated record. Gene Ontology annotation, molecular function: DNA replication origin binding; single-stranded DNA binding. Gene Ontology annotation, cellular component: replication fork protection complex; nucleus. Gene Ontology annotation, biological process: DNA replication; DNA replication initiation. Bases 132 to 2759 code for a protein of 875 amino acids. The transcript has 20 exons. Lineage: Eukaryota; Metazoa; Chordata; Mammalia; Perissodactyla; Equidae.
UGGAAUUUUGGCGGGUCUGGCUGAAGAAGGGAGGUGGUGCGGAGCCGCCAACAUUUUACAUUACUGCCGUCUCCUGGGCACCUACCUGGUCCUCCUUCGAAGUUCUCCAUCAUCACUGUUCUCUCAACAGCAUGGAUGGGGAGGAAGAUGAUUUGUCUCUGCUGACCGCACUGCUGGAGGAGAAUGAGUCGGCCUUGGAUUGUAAUUCAGAAGAGAAUCAACCCUUGACCCAGGAAGAUGGCACACCUGACGCAUUUGAUGAGCUCUUUGAUGCUGAUGGUGACGGUGAAUCUUACACAGAGGAGGCUGUUGAUGGAGAAGUGGAGACGACUGAAGACCAGAAGGAAAAUCUGACCACUCUGUUUGGAGAUAUGGGGGACUUAACAGAUGAAGAAGACGUUCCUGCAUUGCAAUCAACUAAAAACAGACUCCUCCCCGCUCCUGCUCUCAGUCAAGGGAAAACCAAUCAAGAGUUGCAAGAUGAAUUAAGGAAGUUGCAAGAGCAGAUGAAGUCCUUAGAAGAACAGCUGAAAAUGGCGACAAUUAAACAACCUGCAAGUCCACCUGUUCUGCAUAAAUCGCCUGUAGAAAAGUCUCCACGUCCCCCUCUUAAGGAGAAGAAGGUUCAGAGAAUUCAGGAGUCCACGUGCUUUUCUGAAGAGCUUGAUGUCCCUGCUCCACCAAAAACCAAGCGGGUGGCUCGGACACCGAAGGUUUCACCUGCAGAUCCCAAAAGCUCAUCUUCAAAGAUGACAAGUGCACCCUCCCAGCCACUCCGAAUGACUCCUGGGAACAAGCCUAAUGGGAUGACUAGAGAUCAGAGCACAGGGACCCCCAGGCAUUCUGGGGAGCCGGCUCAGCCAGUCUCCGUGGAAGCCUUCUCUGGCCUGAGGCUCAGGCGGCCUCGAGUGUCCUCCACAGAAAUGAACAAGAAAAUGGUUGGGCGAAAACUGAUCAGACUGUCUCAGCUCAAGGAAAAGAUGGCAAGUGAGAAGCUGGAAGAAAUAGACUGGGUGACAUUUGGGGUUAUAUUGAAGAAAAUCACUCCACAGAGUUCUAACAGCGGGAAAACAUUUAGCAUCUGGCGACUGAAUGAUCUUCGUGACCUGACUCGGUACGUGUCGUUGUUCUUGUUUGGAGACGUUCACAAAGAACUCUGGAAGACUGAGCAGGGUACUGUCGUAGGGCUGCUCAACGCUAACCCCAUGAAGCCCAAGGAUGGUUCGGAGGAGGUCUGCUUAUCUAUUGAUCAUCCUCAAAAGGUGUUAAUCAUGGGUGAAGCUCUUGACCUGGGAACCUGUAAAGCAAAGAAGAAGAAUGGAGAACCAUGUACACAGACUGUUAAUUUGAACGACUGUGAAUACUGUCAGUAUCACAUCCAGGCCCAGUACAAGAAGCUCAGUGCCAAGCGAGCUGACCUGCAGUCCACUUUCUCCGGAGGACGAAUUCCAAAAAAGUUUGCCCGCAAAGGCAUCAGCCUAAAAGAACGGCUGUGUCAGGAUGGUUUUUACUACGGAGGGGUUUCUUCGGCAUCGUACGCAGCCUCAAUUGCAGCAGCUGUUGCUCCUAAAAAGAAGAUUCAAACCACUUUAACUAAUCUGGUCGUUAAAGGCACAGACUUGAUCAUCCAGGAAACUCAGCAAAAACUCGGAAUACCCCAGAAGAGCUUGUCUUGCUCUGAGGAAUUCAGGGAACUGAUGAAAUUGCCAACGUUUGGAGCCAGAAACUUGAAACAACAUUUAGCCAAAGCCAAGUCAUCAGGGAUCAUGGGGAGCCCAAAACCUGCUUUCCGGUCUAUCUCGGCGUCAGCCCUCUUGAAGCAACAGAAGCAGUGUAUGUUGGAGAUGAGGAAAAAGAAAUCAGAAGAAAUACAGAAACGAUUUCUCCAGAACUCAAGGGAGAUUGAGAGCCCAGCUGUGCCAUCCUCUUCUCGACAGCCUCCUUCUCAGUCCCUACGAACGGGGGCUGAGUUCCCCAGGCUGGAAGGAACCCCUGCCACACAGAUGCCCAAGCUUGGGCGGGGCAUCCUGGAAGGAGAUGAUGUUCUCUUUUUUGAUGAGUCACCACCACCAAGACCAAAACUGAGUGCUGUAGCAGAAGCCAAAAAGUUAGCUGCUAUAACCAAAUUAAGGGCAAAAGGCCAGAUUCUUACAAAAAGAGACCCAAACGGCAUUAAAAAGAAGCAAAAGGACCCCCAGGAUCUCCUGGAAGUGAAGGAAUGUGUAGAAAAUAACAACACAUCUUCUCCUCAAGCUGAGGACGAACUGGAACCUGCCCGGAAGAAAAGGAGAGAACAACUUUCCUAUCUAGAAUCUGAGGAAUUUCAGAAAAUUCUAAAAGCAAAAUCGAGGCACACAGGGAUCCUAAAAGAGGCCGAGGCUGAGCUGCAGGAACGCUAUUUUGAGCCACUGGUGAAAAAAGAACAAAUGGAAGAAAAGAUGAGAAACAUCAGAGAAGUGAAAUGUCGAGUAGUGACAUGCAAGACGUGUGCCUACACCCACUUCAAACCUUUGGAGACCUGCAUCAGUGAACAGCACGACUACCACUGGCAUGACGGCGUCAAGAGGUUUUUCAAGUGUCCCUGUGGAAACAGAAGCAUCUCCCUUGACAGACUCCCCCAAAAGCACUGCAGUAAUUGUGGCCUCUUCAAGUGGGAACGGGACGGAAUGCUAAAGGAAAAGACAGGUCCAAAGAUAGGAGGAGAAACCCUGUUACCAAGAGGAGAAGAACAUGCCAAAUUUCUGAACAGCCUUAAAUAGCCCUGACUUCAAACAGGUACCUGCAACCUGCAUUGCUUCUUGUGGCUCUGGGAAAGCAGAAUAUUGACUUUGUAUUGCACGUGUUCCUGAUUGACAUAGUCAAAAGAAAUACCAGUUAGGCCUACAAGCCUUGCCUGCUUUCUUUCCUCCAUUGUGUUGAUUUGACACCAAAUUUAACAUCGACCUUUAAGUGGAAAAUCAAGGUACCAUUGUCUUCUGUGUCCUUACUACUGAUGGCUUCAUUCACACAAAUUUUUGAUCCCUAAACUGGAAGGUGAAUCAAGAGCUGUGUUUUUAUAUCUCUUGGGUUAUAGGGUGGGCAGUGUCACUUCUUUAUCACAAUGAGAUUUUAGUAUUUAUAUGGACACUCAGAGGCAAAAGAAUUAAUUUAGCUCACCCCCGGGAAGUUACUUAACUUCUGGACUUCAGUUUAUUUAUCUGUAGAAUGAGGAAGGUUGGACUAAAUGAUCUUGAAAUGUAUCUUUCAGCACUCAAAUUCUACAAAUAAUAUAACUGCUUCCCAUCUAGAUAAUUAUGAUGAUUGCCCUUCAUGUAGUUGUGGUGUACUGAUACGACAAGCCAGCUACCUCCUUUCUAUUCUACUGUUUCUCUGUUUAGUUCUUCGAAAUUGAUUGUCACUGAAUCACUUGGCAUUUCGAUUCAUAUCUGUAUGGCUGUCUGUUCCCUUAUAAUAUUGUGGAGCUCCGUAAUGGAAAUACCUAAAAUCUCAUCAUUUUUAAAUAUGGCUUUAUUUAAAUAUGGCUUAAAGAAACUUCAAAACUUCUAACAAGAAUGAAUGCAGAAUUUGAGGAGCUGUGAAGCCUGACUGAAACAUGGAAACAUCCCAAAAGACAAAAUCUCAUGGAGUUGGGACUUAUAGAUAUAUUUCAUUGUACACAUCAAGAAUUAUAGGUCAAACCUCAUAUAAAUUGCCACCUAAAAAUUCCAUUUAGAAUAUUCCUCUGCCUAGGCAACCUGAUUUGCCAAAUACUAUUUGAACCAAGUGAAUGCUGAUACCGCCUAAGGAUUGGGUAAAUUGGUAGGAUUAUUAUAUUGGGAUUUAAACUCUAGCUAGAAAUAGGUUAGUUUCCCCCAAGAUGGUAUUAUGGUAGGAACAUAACACUUACGGGAGGUGGUUGUGGGAAACGGUUGAUUUAGGUUUUAAAAACCCGGAAGUAAAAUCUCUGUGCCUUAUAUUUCAUCAGUCUCUGCUCUGUCUGGGUAAAAGGUGCUGUGUCUGACCCUUGUGUUCCCCUUAAGGUCGUAUCCUAAUAACUAUAUUUUUAGAAGUAUUUCACUUUCCAGGAAUUUUUUCCUUUUUAAUUUUUAAGGAAGGGAGGAAAGAAUAAAGUGUUUAAUUCUUAAUAAGAACCAAAAGCACUUGAAACUGGUGUUUUUAGUGGCUCAUUUAAGUAGAUAUAUUCGUCCCACACACUUAAAACCAAGCCACGUAUUUGAAGUACGUCACAACUGAGCAGCUGCCUAGAAACUGUACUUGUGGUUGCUCUGUGGGGAUCCCCUUCCUGUGUAAGAAGCACGUUCUUGUUUGAACCAAGGGCGUCGUUGGCGUCCAUAUUAGCUUGUGUAUAGUAUAUAAGUAGUGUAAUAUUCUUGUAAAGGUGAGCCGAGUCUGGAUGCCCUCAUUUUUUAAAAUUUGAUUUUAAAUUUUUAAAUAACUUAAAAAUAUACUUGAGUUACUUCUCAGUUACUCUAGCUCUUGGGAGACUUGCCUUUGAGGUGCUUUGUGUGUGCGCUUUCUUAGAAUAUUCAGGGAUGGGAAGGGGUGGGUGGACCUGAGAGGAGACUUACUCAUUUGCAUUGAAAAUAGGAUUCUUCAGUGAGAUUGGUCUUUUCAUCCCAUCCUCUUUAUCAACAUGUAUUAAAUGCUUUCAUGUAAAUCCAAAAUGUGUGUUUAAUUUUUUCUCAUCCCAUCACUGACAAUGUAGGACUUACUGUGUAGUUACAGGCCAUGAGAACAGGGAAGUGCACAGUGAUCUAAAAAUUUAGCAAGCAAAAACUCAUCUGUCCUUCAUGGAGAACCUGGUUGGUCUGAAUGUUCUGCUCUUCACAAUAAACUUCUUUUUUUUGCUGUGCCUUUUUCUGUUUAGAGGAAAUAAGUACCUUUUUAAAGAAGAUCACC